AACCUUUCUUAUAUUUCCUCCAUCCACUCUUCUCAACAUGGAGUCAUCCAAACUAUCAUCUCUUUCUCUCUGUUUCAUUCUCAUUUGCAUUAUCUUCUUUCCCCAACAAUCCUUCUCAUGUGGCUCCUGCAACCACAGGAAGGGUGGAAAACCCUCCAUUAAACCCCCUGUAACUGUUCCCAAGCUACCCGUUCCUCCAGUGACUGUUCCCAAGCUACCCGUUCCUCCAGUGACUGUCCCUAAGCUUCCAGUUCCUCCGGUGACAGUUCCGAAGCUACCUGUUCCUCCAGUGACCGUACCUAAGCUUCCAGUUCCUCCGGUGACAGUCCCAAAGCUACCUGUACCUCCAGUGACCGUCCCAGAACUACCACUUCCUCCGGUAGGAGGGCUACCCAUACCUCCGGUGGGAGGGCUACCCAUACCUCCGGUGGGAGGGCUACCCAUACCUCCGGUGGGAGGGCUACCCACAUUGCCACUGCCACCAUUGCCGAUUGUGGGUCCUCUUCUUCCUCCGGGGACAAACCCUCCUACUCCAGGAGGAAAAGAUUGCCCUCCACCCCCGGGUAGCCAUAAGCCUCCAUCAGGCACUGGGAAGGCGACAUGUCCAAUAGACACGCUGAAGUUGGGGGCGUGUGUUGACUUGUUGGGAGGUUUAGUAAAGAUAGGGCUUGGAGACCCAGCAGCUAACAAAUGCUGUCCCCUACUUAAGGGCCUCGUUGAAGUUGAAGCCGCAGCUUGUCUCUGCACUACACUUAAGCUUAAAGCUCUUAACCUUAAGCUGUACGUCCCAGUUGCUCUUCAGCUUCUUCUUACCUGUGGCAAAAACCCACCUCCGGGCUACACUUGCUCCAUCUGAGAAAUUUAGUCCAGUUAAAGGAUAACUUGGAGAAAAAAGUGAGAAGACAAUGGCAGAGCUCGAGUUUUUCCUUUCACCUGUAUUAAUCAUGUCAAAUCCUUUCCCUUUGAUUCUUUCACAUAUCUAUCCUUGCUGCUUGUAUUGUUGUGGUUUUAGAUUAAUGAUUCUUCUCUUGUAUGAAAGUACGAUUUGAAAUUAUUUUCUUUUUCACGAAUGAA
Messenger RNA from Brassica rapa (field mustard), 1074 nucleotides. RefSeq names its product 36.4 kDa proline-rich protein. Lineage: Eukaryota; Viridiplantae; Streptophyta; Magnoliopsida; Brassicales; Brassicaceae. The record is from RefSeq and is a predicted model, not a curated record.